Molecule: messenger RNA, 2289 nt
Organism: Cordyceps militaris CM01
Lineage: Eukaryota; Fungi; Ascomycota; Sordariomycetes; Hypocreales; Cordycipitaceae
Product: neutral ceramidase precursor
Exons: 2
Coding region: 1-2289 (762 amino acids)
Biological process (GO): sphingosine biosynthetic process; long-chain fatty acid biosynthetic process; ceramide catabolic process
Cellular component (GO): extracellular region
Molecular function (GO): N-acylsphingosine amidohydrolase activity
Source: RefSeq, a predicted model, not a curated record
AUGACCAGGGCCCAUAGCAAUCUCAGGCACGUCCAAGAAUGGGAAAGGGGUGACCGAGUCGUUGCAAUGCGGUCCAACAGCCUCUUCAGCACGCUUUACGUGUUGCUCUUGGCGCUGCUCUUUAGCAAUGUCGCUGCUGCUCUUCGUGCUGUCAAUACCACGUACGACGAUUCCAACGCACGCAAUUUUACUGCUGCAUCUGGUCAAGAAAGCUACACGGAACAGGCCGGCAAGAGCAAAUACCUCCUCGGAGUUGGCAAGGCAGACAUCACUGGUCCUGUCGCCGAGGUGGCAUUGACUGGCUAUGCCAACUUGCAACAGGUUGGUGCUGGCCUACGGCAGAGGCUCUUUGCCCGUGCCUUCAUCGUGGGCGAUACAGAGGACCCCAGCGCCAGGGUUGUCUAUGUUGUCCUAGAUGCCCUCGUCGGCGACACCAGCGUGCGCUAUGGUGUCCUCGAUGCCCUCUCCAAGCUCGGCGACGACUACAAAAUGUACGGCCAGCAAAAUAUUGCCCUCGCCGCUGUCCACAGUCACUCCGCGCCCGGCGGCUGGAACAACUACCUGACGCCUCAGAUCCCCGGCCUCGGCUUCAACGACGACAGCUACAAUGCGCUUGUUGACGGAACUGUGCAGGCCAUCAAGGCCGCUCAUCAGAGCCUCUCAGAAGGGACACUGGACGUUGGAUAUACCGAUAUCAAGGAUGCCGCCAUCAACCGCUCUCUGUGGGCCUAUCUCAACAACCCGAGGGAAGAACGCGCUCGAUACGCCGACUCCACCGACAAAACCAUGACACUUGUUCGCUUCACACGCUCCGAGGACGACAAGAUCGUGGGUAUCCUCAACUGGUUCCCAACUCACGGUACCUCUAUGUACCGCAACAACACCCACGUUGCGGGUGACAACAAGGCUCUCGCCUCAUGGAUGGUCGAACAGGAUGCCAAAUCCAACAGCCGGUAUGCGGACAGCUUCAUCGCGGGCUUCAGCCAGGCCAACCUGGGCGAUGCCUCGCCAAAUGUGGAAGGUGCUUGGUGUGAAGAUGGCUCGCAAGCCCAAUGUUACCUCGAAGAUGGCACUUGCAGCGACGGAACAGUUCAGAAGUGCCAGGGCCGCGGUCCCUACGCUGGUCUCCCUGAUUUCGGUGCGAAGAGCUGCCACGAAAUUGCCACGCGUCAGUUCAACGGUGUGCAGAGAAUCAUGAACUCGGACGAUUGGACAUUGAUUCACGGCCCCGUUAAAUCUUUUCACUUUUUCCAGAACAUGGCCGGGUGGGAGUUUGAUCUGCCCAGUGGCGACAAGGCCAGGACGUGCGCUGCGGCCCUGGGCUACUCGUUUGCUGCAGGCACCACCGAUGGACGCGGCGAGUUUGAUUUUAUCCAAGGGAACGCUGGGAAGCCGCAUAACCCGUGGUGGGACUUUGUCCAGAACAUCGUCAAGAAGCCGUCGCAGGACCAGGUCGACUGCCACAAGCCCAAGCCCAUCUUCCUGUCAGCAGGGGAGCUCUCUUGGCCGUAUGCAUGGGAGCCCAACACUGUGGAUAUACAAAUGUUCCGCCUCGGGCAGCUCUUUGUGAUUCUCAGCCCCAGUGAGGUCACCACAAUGAGCGGACGCCGCUGGAAGGAGGCCGUCGGCAAGCAGGCGGCCAGAGAUAUAAAGGACCCCAUUGUGGUGCUCGGCAGCCCCGUCAAUGUAUAUGCUCACUAUGUGACCACGCCAGAGGAGUACGACAUGCAGCGCUACGAAGGCGCGGCCACCCUGUACGGCCGCCAUGAGCUGGACGCCUAUAUCAGCCUCACCACCAGCAACAUGCACCAUCUCGGGGCCAACGCGACCGGCCAGCCGGCCAGCGAUGCCGCGCCGCCGAAUAACGUGGGACGAUCGCUGCGGCUGCUCCCACCCUCACUGUAUGAUACGGCCCCGUUUGGCCGUGGCUUCGGCGACGAGGUGGUGCGGCCGAAGCCGGCGUACACGCGGGGCGAGCUGAUCAAGGUGACAUUCCAGGGCGCCAACCCCCGAAACAACCUGCGUCUUGGGAGCACGUAUGCGGCCGUCGAGCAGCAAGGAGCAGACGGCCGGUGGACGCAGGUGCGGGACGAUGCGGACUGGUUCCUGGUCUUUACGUGGCGCAAGACGAGCGCGGUCCUCGGCCGGUCCGAGGUAGACAUUGAGUGGGAUACGGCGGGCAACGCUGCGCCGGGAACGUACCGGCUCCGGUACUAUGGCGAUGCCAAGAACUUUGGAUCAGCUGCAAAGGGGUUUACUGGGACGAGUAGUCAGUUCUCGCUUCGAUAG